AUGGAAUCAGGAAACGAGGUGCGAACAAGAACAAUUUUGGAUGAUGUGAGCCUUGGCAACUUCUCCCGGUUGCCUGGAUCGAUGAUCCAUCAUAUGUGCUCGUUUCUAUAUGCUCGAGAUGUUGCUCGCACCUCUAUCCUAUCCAAAUCUUGGUAUUGUGUCUCGGCCAUUUAUUCCAACAUUACCUUCCAUUUUACUUAUGAAAAGUCGAAAUUGGAAGAUUUAUUCGAACGUGGUUUUCCUGAUGGAAGGUUUAGACAGCAAGUUCAACGCAAAAAACUCGAUUUCCUGGUUCAGACAGAUAAAUCCAUUCGAACACGCCUCGAGAGGGAGGCUAAUGUGCUCAGAUUUUAUCUACAUAUCGACUUCCCUAAUUUAAAUCUGUUGGCUCCUGGAAUAGAUGGAUGGAUUUCUCUUGCAUUGAAGAAGAAUAUUAAAGAACUUGUUCUUUGCGUUGACUGUUUAAAUCGCAUUCGGUCUUAUUAUAAUGCUACUCAAUUUGUUUCACUUGCUAGCUGUUUAAAAGUGUUGAGCUUAGGUUAUUGUACAUUUGAGAGUAAUUUGGACAUUAAACUUCCCCAGCUACAGAGGAUUUCUUUACGUGACUCUUGUUUCGCGGGUAGAUCAUUAUUUGAAAGGUUUCUCUGUGGAUGCCCUGUGAUUGAGUAUGUGAAAAUAUGGUUCUGCAAAAUAGAUGAGCAUCUCUCUAUCCCAAAUUUACCUCGACUGGAGUAUUUGAGUGUGUGA
Coffea eugenioides is the source of this 747-nucleotide messenger RNA. Its product is annotated as putative F-box protein At3g58860. The record is from RefSeq and is a predicted model, not a curated record. NCBI's taxonomy places the organism in Eukaryota, Viridiplantae, Streptophyta, Magnoliopsida, Gentianales, Rubiaceae. Gene Ontology annotation, molecular function: protein binding. The transcript is spliced from 2 exons. Bases 1 to 747 code for a protein of 248 amino acids.